Strongylus vulgaris is the source of this 309-nucleotide messenger RNA. Lineage: Eukaryota; Metazoa; Nematoda; Chromadorea; Rhabditida; Strongylidae. The record is from the annotation of a GenBank genome assembly.
AUGAGCGUCGCCGAUCUUCGACGUCAAAUCACCUCGAGAUUGGAGAUGAAGACGCCAGUAUCAUCCUCUCACCCUUCGCGCACUGAGUCUACAAAUUCACCUCUUCCUGUACGACAAUUCUCCAACAGUUGUGUAAAAGUGCAUGAAGGUAUGGAUCAAGAAAAUCAAAAACCAUAUUUUGGAAGAGUCGUAGAUGGACCAAUUCCUGCGGAUAAGUACUUUCAAGGGGUAUUGCCCCCAAGUGCAAUGUACUGCUCGUCUCCUGUUCAACAACCCGCUCCUGGAGCGAAACCUCCUCCACCAGCAAAG